AUGAUUAACCUUGGCUACUGUUGGGUGCGCGGCUGCAGACCAAAGCUCGCGCGUGCAAUGCGCAGCUACCUACCCCCUCCCCCAAAUCAUCGGCGAACGAAACUGCGGAAGCUACAACCACUGUACGACGAGUACGCGGUUCUUACAGCUGACAAUGAUGAUGAUGAUGAAUAUGGUGGACGCACCGAAGAUAGUGGAAUGCACGCUUCGAAAGUUGAGGAUCUGUGUAGGGUAACACAUCUGUUUUGCAAGUCCGAUGCGGAGGUCAAUCUAAACUAUAGGGAUGAGAAACAUGACAGUAUGUAA
This is a messenger RNA of Opisthorchis viverrini, 306 nucleotides long. RefSeq lists its product as hypothetical. NCBI's taxonomy places the organism in Eukaryota, Metazoa, Platyhelminthes, Trematoda, Opisthorchiida, Opisthorchiidae. Bases 1 to 306 code for a protein of 101 amino acids. The transcript is spliced from 3 exons. The record is from RefSeq and is a predicted model, not a curated record.